AUGUCGGGUGAGGACGUCACAGAGGUCUAUGACGUCACCACCGUGAGCUCACCUGCAAGCAACAACCUGUAUAACUCAUCUAGCAGCUUAGAGCUUAACGUUAGCUCCGCUCGAUUCUCGCAGCUUAACAACAGCUGUUUCAGGAUAGACUUCGAAGAACCCAACAGUUUCAAAUUUAUUGAGUUUGAAAUAGGAGACGGAUCUAAAAUGGUUGAGGCGGCAUCGUUGGUGUUGCUGAUGGAGACUAUUGAUAUAGAUACGUCCCGCUUCACCGUGGGGGUCAACUUGACCGACCCUGAGGACAGGACGUCGUCCAGCUAUUUCUGUGGUCAGACCAGCUUCUAUACGUCACAGGCCGUCAACAACGUCACGCUUAAGUGUCAGGGGAACCCUACCCAACCGUUCGGGUCGUCUGUCACGUUGUCCGUCAACUCGUCAGCUGUCAGACCGUUAUAUCUGUGUGGUCUGACGCCGUACGGCAUGGUCCAUGAAGGCGGAUGUGGAGAGCCGCUCUACCAGAGAGGCUGGUACCUGGCGACCUUGACCUCGUAUAAUGUCAACGCCGAGGCGGACUUCGAGUGCGCCAGCGGCUUCCAUUACAUUCAAGGUGAAGGUCACAUCAAGUGCCUGGAGUCAAGGUCUUGGACAGUACCCACACUGGUGUGUUCUGAUGACGUCAACUAUGGGUUGAGCGCCGCAGGCAGCAACCUGCAGGACGGCAACCUGACAACCUGCAACAUUUACCUGAGUGGCAGCUCCACCGCGCAGGUGGACUUGGACGACCUGGUGGAGGUUCGUUCACUGACCUUGACCUUUGGGGAUGCCGCACAUCCGAACAUCACUGUCAUGGCCGUCCUGCCUGCAGGUCACCUGCGAGAGUGCAGGAGCCUGCAGGAAACCCUGCACGGGUAUUACGUCCAGUGUCCAGCCUACCCAGUCACCAAACGGCUGAUGAUCACCUUGACCUCACCAGCUAAGCUGUGUGAGGUCAAGGUCUUUGGACGUCUGUUUACAUCAGCCCUCGAGUGCCGACAGACAGACUCUGGCACCGACUACAAAGGUCAGCACAACGUCACCAACAACGGCCAGCCCUGCGCUGAUUGGUCCUUCAUCGCCACCAAGAACUACAACUUCAGCGACUACGAGUUUCCAGACGGCAACAUCAGUGACGUCAGAAACUUCUGCAGAAACCCCAUACUCAAGUCAACGGGUCAACCUCUGACGUCAUACAGACCCAUCUGCUACUACCACAUCCCUGCUCAGUACAUGACAGGGUGGGGCUACUGUGAUCUAUUUGCAUGUAACUCCCCGGGCAAGAGCUACUGUCGGAACCCGGGCGGCUCCCAGGAGAGGCCGUGGUGCUACACCAACACGACGACCUUGACCUACAGCUACUGUGACGUCCCGUAUUGUCCCACCGUCAGCAACACGCAGACCUUGAAGCUGGACCUGAAUCUGACCUCCGACCUUUUGACGCUGAGAGCCACGGUGGCAACCUUGAGGGAGUGCCUGGCCACCCAGUUCGCGGGCGGGGUCUACCACCCGCCCAUCUACGACGCCAUCUUGGGACAGCUGUGUAACGCCAACCUGGGGAAGGUCAAGGAUGUGCUGUGUCACUACAAGAACGACAGCAGCGUCCUUGACCGUGGUGACAGCUCGCAGUGGAUGAGGAUAGAGGUCAAAUGUCCUCCAGAUCCGACGCCGACACCGGGAACAUCCACCGUGCCAGCAUCCACCGUCACAUAUCAGUCAACAACCACCUCGCAGUCGACCUCAAGCCUUCAGUCAACUCCAAGUCUUCAGUCAACAACAGCUCCUGUUUCAACCACUUCAUCCUUUACCAGCACCAACAGUCUGUAUCGGAUGUGUCCAACGACGUGUUCAGUCAAGUGUUUCAACAGCACGGUCGACACGCUGGAGUUCAAGGCCUACGUGGAGGAGGUACGUCAACAGCUGCUUGUAGAGACGGACACCCUCUCAAAGACCAUCCGCAGCAAGACGUCAGCACCGGACCAGCGGCCCUCAGCCCAGGUGACCGGUGGGGUCGCUGUUGCUAUUUUAGUCACCAUCUUCGUCUGUCUAAUUAGCGGGGACGCCGUCUCUGUGAUUUAUUACGUUUACAAGAUUUUAAAAAGCAAAAUUGUUUCGUUUAAAAACUCCUGAAGGUUUUUUUUAACCAACCUACAAGGUUAAGUUCUGUGAGAAAUAUAUUUCAGUAUUAGGGUGAUCCGGGCGAACAUAAAACACUGCAACGGAAUUUUAAAUUGUACAAUAAAAAUACUUCCUUAAAUUCUAAUAAAUUUUCAAUUUAAAAGGAGAAACUUAAGCAAAAUAAAAAAAUCACUUGAA
Molecule: messenger RNA, 2349 nt
Organism: Physella acuta
Lineage: Eukaryota; Metazoa; Mollusca; Gastropoda; Physidae
Source: RefSeq, a predicted model, not a curated record